Messenger RNA from Morus notabilis, 2548 nucleotides. RefSeq lists its product as uncharacterized. The record is from RefSeq and is a predicted model, not a curated record. The coding region runs from base 194 to 2320 and encodes 708 amino acids. The transcript is spliced from 11 exons. Lineage: Eukaryota; Viridiplantae; Streptophyta; Magnoliopsida; Rosales; Moraceae.
AACACCUGCACAACUCUCUAUUUUCCCUGGCCGAUUAUUUUCUCGCAUUCUCGUUGAUUUUCAUUUCCGCCGAAUCAGUCUCUACAUCUAUUUCUUUUGGACUUCAAAUCUACAGAUCAAAGACGGUUGAUUCCUUCCUGUUCGAUCGCUCACUUCCUUCGUUUCGACUGAUUUCUACUCUCUGGACGUUGAGAUGCCAAUUCCAAAACUCAAGGCUGCUAAUACUCUAGAUGUGAUGAAAUCAGAGGAGGGAAAUGAUUCCCUUGAUGCUGUCAUUAGACAAGCAAUCGGAAAAGAGCCUUUUCUUUCUUUCUCUAAGGCUGGGGACAGUUCAGUCCAGUUUAUUCAAUUGCUUCAAGCUUUAGAGCAGCAAGAAAUUUCUCGAACUCGCUUAGCUGGCACAAGUUCGAAGUUGGAGCCCUCACUGAACUCUACCCUCUUUGGAAAGCAUGAAACUAACAGUUAUGUACCAGAACACAACCAAAGUUGGUCUUUGCUUUCUCCCCUGAAGGUGCAGAUGCAAAAGUGCAAUAAAUGCUCCCAAGAUUUUUGUUCGCCCAUCAACUACAGGAGGCAUAUACGUGUGCACCAUCGCUUAAAAAAGCUUGCUAAGGAUUCUACUAAAAGUAGAGAUUUGUUAGGGGCAUUUUGGGACAAGCUCUCUAUGGAUGAUGCCAAAGAAGUUGUAUCAUUCAAGAAUGUAGUACUAGAGGAAGUUCCAGGGCCUUCAAUUAUAAAGGCAUUGUCGGCUCUUAUUCGAAAAUCAGGAUUUUCGUCUCUGCCACAACCUUAUCUGAAGGCUGGCUCUGAUCUUUUGGACAUUGUCCAAGGUAGACCUUUGAGGUUUCCAAUAUCUUCCGAGGAGUUAUUUAGCGUCCUUGAUCAUGCAAGUGAGAAAACAUUCUUGUCUGGACCAGCUGUAUCAAUGCAAAGACAUGUUUUUGACGGAGAGGCUGGGAAGAUAGGUCUCGAAACAAAAAACCUAGUUGCUUGUACUAGCUUUUUGUUGGAACAGAAAUUGGUUAGCGCAUGGCUUGCUGACAAGGAUGCUGAAGCUUUGAGGUUCCAGAAAUUGCUGGUGGAGGAAGAAGAAGCUGCUCAGAAAAGGCAAGCUGAGCUCUUGGAAAGGAAAAGGCAGAAGAAGCUCAGGCAGAAAGAACAAAAGGCAAAGGAACAAAGACAUGGGGAGAAGGCAGAUGUUACUGAGUGCAUUGAAGAAGUUGUGGGGGCAAUACCGCCAGCAGAAACAUUUAGUCCGGUGGCUUGUGACAUCCAUAGAGACGCUUGGGACAUGGUAAAUCAUGUACCAUUGUCUAUGGUAGAGCACUCCAACUUGGGUGGAAAUCUGGAUUCAGAACUUCAGAAAAGGUUAGAUUGCGGACAUGUUGAUAUGGGCGAUAGUUCAAAUGUCGAAAGGCACAUUGUUCAAGGAAGUGGUCGUCGGCGAAGGUGGCAAGGGUCACCAAAAUCACAAUGGGUGGCAUCCACUGGUUUUCAUGCAGAUCAGAGUUCUCAAGCAUCAAAGCUUGGAGUCACACAAAAACGUGGAAAUCAUAGGAAUACAAGGAAUGUUUCAACUAGUCAUAAAGUAUGGAGCCGGAAGGCUAAACCAGAAUAUGAUGAAGGCAUAGGACAAAAGGAGGCAUCAAAUGAACCAGAUCAAACCAAGGAAUGUGAGGUGUUAAUAGGUUCCAUAUCUGUCACGCUUGGAAAUUGCAGUCAGGAUGGACAUCAUAAUCUCUCAGAAGCUUGUGGUGCUUGCACGGAGGAGCAUCAAAUGCCAAAGAACAGUGUUCUGGAUAAUCCCAACAAGCCCGAUCUCAUUCAGAAUGGCACAAGCAGGUCAACUGUUAAGCUAUGGAGGCCGGUGAGCCGGAAUGGAACCACAAGUUCAAUGCCAGUUCUGAACAGCAAUUGGGAAUCUGAAGGAAAUGCGUUUGCUGAAAAGGGUCAUAGAGAAACCCCUAACAGUGAAAAUUGUCCAAGACCGUCUUUCUUUGAUGGUAAUUCUAGCCAUGCGAUAAAAGCUUUUCUUGCACAAAGAUGGAAGGAAGCCAUUGCAAUGGACCAUGUCAAAUUGGUUUUGACCCCAGAUUCUGAACCUGCAGACUUUUCGGAGAUUGAAAAUCAUAAUCGAGAAAUAACAUCUCAAUCAUUAAAAUUUCAUAAACGCAGUAUUCUUGGCGAUGCAGAAAACCGGCUUCUAAAUGUACAGAGUGUUGGAUCUACAACUGGUGGAGCUGCUAAAGCCAAGUUUAGGACAAAGACUGAUAAGGGUAUGAAGAUAAAGUACAUUCCCAAACAAAGAGCUCCUACUUAGUAUAGGGAAGAAGAUGGCUUUUAUUAUUAUAGUUAAUUCUUUUUUCCGUUUAUAUAGUUAUGCACAGUUUUACUAGCGGGGUGCACCCAUCACCCGCUAUGAAUUCUUUAGCAGAGGUUCCAGUUUUACCGAUGGUCUUCUGUCAGAAAACAAAGAGUUUCUUUUUUGGAAAAUGCUUAAUAGUUUCAUCUUUUUUUCUCUGGUUGUUUUAGCAGAUCAAUAUGUUAU